AUGUCAUCUAGAACUUCGAGAAUCUUAGUUUCGCUUGCUGCCGUCGCUGGUAGUUACUAUCUAUACUCUGCUUACGCUGCUGCUGCCAAUGCUAAACCUGUCCUCGCUGGCGACGGUAAGUGGAUUGACUUGAAGUUAAAGACUGUUAGAGACGUUACCCACAAUGUCAAAUUGUUUACUUUUGAGUUCCCAGAUAAGAACUCCACCUCCGGAUUGGUCGUUGCUUCCGCUAUCUUGGCCAAGUUCGUCACUGAAAAGGGCAGCAACGUUGUUAGACCUUACACUCCAAUUAGCGAUAUCGAGCAGAAGGGCACCUUUGACCUCUUAAUUAAAAGAUACGAAAACGGAAAGAUGACUAACCAUAUCUUCAAUUUGAAACCUUCUGAAACUUUGUCUUUCAAAGGCCCUAUUUUAAAGUGGAAGUGGGAGCCAAACCAGUUUGAGGAGAUUACUUUGAUCGGUGGUGGUUCUGGUAUAACUCCUUUAUAUCAGCUUAUUCAUCAAGUGUUAAAGAAUAAAGAUGAUAAGACCAAGGUGAACUUGUUAUACGGUAACCAGACCCCUGACGAUAUCUUAUUGAAGGCCGAGUUGGAUACUUUGGCUCACUCUCAUCCAGAACAGUUCAAUGUUCAGUACUUUGUUGAUAAAAAGGUGGGUUCCGAAGAAUUCAAUGGCAAGGUUGGAUACUUGACUAAGGAUGAUGUUAAGGCUGUCGUGAAAGGACCUUCCCCAACUACGCACGUCUUUGUCUGUGGUCCUCCAGGUCUCUAUCAAGCUGUCUCUGGUAAGAAGAAUUCUCCUUCUGAUCAAGGCGAAGUUUCUGGAAUUUUGGCAGAACUUGGUUACGAUAAGACCCAAGUCUUUAAGUUUUAA
Molecule: messenger RNA, 873 nt
Organism: Brettanomyces nanus
Lineage: Eukaryota; Fungi; Ascomycota; Pichiomycetes; Pichiales; Pichiaceae
Exons: 1
Coding region: 1-873 (290 amino acids)
Biological process (GO): ergosterol biosynthetic process
Molecular function (GO): cytochrome-b5 reductase activity, acting on NAD(P)H
Source: RefSeq, a predicted model, not a curated record